Messenger RNA from Prorocentrum cordatum, 2064 nucleotides. The record is from the annotation of a GenBank genome assembly. Lineage: Eukaryota; Dinophyceae; Prorocentrales; Prorocentraceae.
GGCUCGAGCUGCACCAGGGCCCCACCCGAGCAGCGAGAGGGCCCGCGGCCCUGCCUGCCCCAGGGUCGGACAAGUCGGCUCCGCCCCCCAUGGCUGCCGCAUGGUCGGGCGGCAUCGUGGGCGUCCUGCGCACCCCGACGUUCUACGUGGAGACGGAGCAGCAGCGCAGGAUCCUCAGUACGUUUCACAAGAAUACGGAGGACAUCAAGGAGGAGGUCCACAAGACCAAGACUCUGUGCUUCAGCGCCCAGGCUUUCCAGAAACAGCACCCGGACAAGACCCGGAAGGGCAUCAGGGACGCUGACGUGACCUUGGGAUCUCCCAUGAUCCUGGGCAUUGCCGACGGAGUGUCGCAGGUGGAGGAGUUCGGGAUCGACGCGUCGCUGCUGCCGAGGGAGCUUCUGAUGCACUGCCAGGACCUCGGCGACGCCCAGCUCACUCCCGGCUACAGGUCGCGGCCGCAGGACAAAUACCGAGGUCCUAUCCCGCUGCUGACGGAGGCUUUCCAAGCCACGGACAACACUCUGGGCUCCACCACGGCGACGUUGGCCCUGCUGGACAACAGCACCAAGAUGCGAAGGGCUGCCGCACCCGAUGAUCGCGGUGAUCACCGUGGGAGACUGCCAGCUGCUGGUGCUGCGGCGCACGCAGGGACGCGGAAGCCGCUUAGAGAGCGUAUUCCAGACCGAGAUGCAACGCAUCGAUGGUCAUGUGCAGACGCCGUUGCAGAUCGCUCGCAUCGGCGCGGAUAUCGACCCCGCCUUCCAUGAUGACAUCACCCUGGAGGUGAUCGAAAAGGGUUCGGCGGUGCAUUGCGUGUCGGCUUACGAGGGCGACGUCAUUGUGAUGGGUACCGACGGGGUGUUCGACAACUUGUUCUGCCACGAGGCGUUCAUCCCCCCACGUCCUCCAGCCCAGCCGAAAAGGCAGCGUGCCCGCCUCGCUGCUGAGGAGCCUUGGCCAGCAGAUAGUCGCGGCCUCGCACGCGAAGACCGCGCGCGGGCCACGCAACUCGCUCCCGGAGACGCCCAUCGGUCGCGGCGGGAAGGUAGACGACACCGCCGUGGUCGUGGCGGAAGUUGUGGAGUGGACGCAGGAUCGCGCCAACGAGCACGCGAAUCGCCGGCCUCAGUCCGACGCUUGCCUGUUCCAGCGGAUGCUCUCCAUGCUCGGCUUGGAGUGCGGGUGCCGCGACGGCAACGCCAACGACGUCGAGGAGAAUUGUGAGCGCCGCCCCAGGACUCAGACGAUGCUUGAGCCGGGCCUGCAGUGCACGAGCAUGGAAUGCGAAUAGCUAUUAGGCGAUGCGCAGCAGCAUCAAUGAAUGCCACUAGCGCUGGGCGAGCACUGGGCAGGGACGGUACGUGCUUGGUUGCUCCUGGCACUGGGGGGGACGACGGCGCUAAUAAUGACAAGGUCUAGGCAGAGUAAUUGGCAGAGGGACUGCCCGGCCGCACUAACGCGGUGCAUGCGCGGCAGCCGAGUUUGCGUUGCCCUAGCUUUCCAGGAAGUUCACGUGGCGGACGGAGGGACGCGGGAUGAGAUCUUCUCCUCCACGCUUGCCGCGGGCCCUACGAGAUGUACAGCUGGCAGGCAAUGUCCUGGGCCGCGACGCACCAAAGUCUGGGAGGCCAGCGGGGGCACUGCGGCGGCGCCGUGGAAUCAACAGCUGACAGAUCCAGAGGACUUGUCGAGUCGAGCAGGCCAGCUCGCACAGCCCGCUGCCGCCUUGCCAGCCCGUGUUGCUUUCGGUGGCGGACGCCAGCUGUGUGUCGGACGAGGCCUCCGAGACGGGGCCUCGUACAGCCGGUGCCGCCGCCAGGUCUUCCUCCUCCUCCUCCUCCUCCUCCUCCUCGUCUUCCUGCACCUCCCCGAGCUCUUCCUCUCCUGCCCCUUCUUCCGAUGGCCGCGUGCACAGCUCCGGCCUUCGAAUCCGGCGAACCUUGGCCAAGAUGAGAUCCAGCCCGAGGCCAGUUCGCAGACAUGCCGACUCGUGGCGUUCGGUGACGGAAGCCAGCGGUGUGUCGGACGAGGCCUCCGGUCUUCAGAUGGCCGCGUGCACAG